AUGAAGCAAUACAAUGUUUUGGUAAUAGAACACGCCAUGAAAUCACAAGAAGGUACAUACCAAUGUAGAGAUGGGAAUACAACUGUAAUAGAAGAAAUUAACUUAGUUGUUGAAGUUAAACCUGCAUCUCCUGGUCAGCCAUCAGUCAAUGACAUCACUUCCUGUCAAGUAUUACUCAAUUGGUUGCCAAGCAAUAACUCAGAUUUCUUCAGCAGCGCAAUUACCUAUUUUGUUUUGCAGAGUAUGGACGGUAAUGAAAUGAUAAAUAGUGGAGUGAAUACAAGCAGUACAUACGCAGUAAUAACGUCACUUCGAUCACAAACCAACUAUAGCUUUGCAGUCAUUGCAAAAGCUAAUAAUUUGACUUCGCUUCCCAGUCCGGAGUCGAAACAAAUUACAACACUUAAAGAAAGUGCCAUUGGAAUUCCACAAGACGUUGCUGCUACAUCGUGGGAUACAAGUACAAUUCAAGUCUCAUGGAAGCGGCCGUCGAAUGACCUCGUCUUUUGUCGAAUAUCAGGAUAUAUCAUAAUGUAUGCAGUGAAUGAAGACAAUGCACAGAAAGAAAAUGUUACAGUAGAGCAAACAGACAUCACAAGUGUUGAAAUAUCAGGCCUUGAUGCUAGUACAAAAUAUGUCAUAUGGGUAGCUUUUGUCAGCGGUGACAGCAUCGGUAAUUAUAGUACACCAGUCAAUGAGACAACGCAACAAGCGAAACCUAGUGCACCUACAAAUUUUCAUGUCAAAGAUUUAAGAGCAUUCUCCAUGGAUCUCAGCUGGAAACCCUCUGUUCCUGUACCGGGCGAUCCAAUUGCAAAAUACAUCAUAGAAUAUUGGGAGACUGGUACAGAUGAAUUAUUUAGGCAAUACCAGACAGCUUUAGGUCAACCAAAAGUCAUUAAUUAUAAUUUAACGGAACUAGAAGCAGCCACGGAGUAUUCAACGCAAGUAUCGGCCAUAUCAAUGGCGAAUGUACGUGGCGAUACAUCUAUCAUGCUUAACACAACCACCGAUUCUAGACGCCCAAGCGUACCAAGAAGUCUGAAAGUCACCUACUUAACGAAAACCACCGCUGUUGUACUCUGGGCACCACCUGCAUACAUUUUCAAACAAGUUGACUAUUACUUGGUCAAGUACUGGAAGUUAGAUACACCUCAAGAAAAAGUGCGUAUGGUGUCUGGAGAGGUUGCCUCGUAUUGUCGCUUGGACAAUCUGGUGUUGAACACUAAGUAUGCCGUCACUGUGCAGGCUAUUACGUUUAGCAUUAAAAAUCCUACCCGUUCAUACUACGGACGGGAAACGCCAGUCUAUCAUUUCAUGCACGCUGAUCCUGCUCAGACCACGACCCCUGUGAGACCAGUUGUCACUAUUUUGUCUUCCACGUUGGCGUCAACCCCGGUACCGAUGUAUGCAGGCGAACCUGAGGAUACAGUUGUGAAAAUUGCCAUCAUCGUUGGUGUCAUCAUUGCUGUUCUUCUCAUAUGUCUAGUUUUUCUGAUUCUCUUUGUUUUCAGAAAGAGAUUUCAGUCACCUCACUAUUACAUGAGAGCAGACAGUGUGCAAAGACCCACCUCGCCAGAACUGGGUUUACCAGAUAUGCCAACUAUUCUUCAGGAAAAUGCAAUUCCCAUAGAUGCCUUUGAAAAACAUGUAAUGAAUCUGCAUACUGACAGUGACAAUGGCUUCUCAGUGGAGUAUGAUGAACUUCGAAAGAUACCCAGUAAGCAUUUGACAUGUCUCAAUUCCAAACUGCAAGAAAAUAAAAAUAGAAACAGAUACUGGGACAUUGUAGCAUAUGAUCACACUCGUGUACAUUUGCAUCCGAUAUCUGGACAGCCGAAAAAUACUGACUAUAUUAAUGCUAAUUACGUAGAUGGAUACCAUAAACCAAAAGCGUUCAUCGCAUCACAAGGGCCUUUAAAAUCCACUAUCACAGAAUUUUGGCAGAUGAUUUGGGAGCAGAACUCUGUUAUCAUUAUUAUGUUAACUAAUCUAGUGGAGAAAGGAAAGAGGAAAUGUGAGCAAUAUUGGCCGUUACACGGUACUGAACAGUAUGGCUUCAUUGAAGUCACCUUAGAAGACACUAAUACACGAGCUACUUUUACAGUCCGCAGAUUUACAGUGAAAAACUUAAAGGCAAAAAAAAUACGUGGACAGCAUAUGGAUCGUAUGAUAUAUCAGUAUCACUACACAGCCUGGCCAGAUCAUGGAAUCCCCGAAGACAGUCUACCUGUAAUAUCAUUUGUCAAAAAAUCAUCAGCUGCCAACCCACCUGAAGCUGGUCCAAUCAUUGUACAUUGCAGUGCUGGUGUUGGUAGGACUGGUACAUAUAUCGUUAUUGAUACAAUGUUACAUUUAAUAAAAGAUAAAAAGUGUAUCAACAUUAUGAGUUUUAUGAAACAUAUUAGACAACAAAGAAACUAUCUUGUGCAAACUGAGGGUCAGUACAUUUUUCUGCAUGAUGCAUUACUAGAGGCUGUCCGAAGCGGUGUGACCGAAGUGAACAUGGACGAGUACGAUGACUAUUUUAAAUCAUUACAAGAUAAAAUAUUACUUCCAGAUGAUUCAGAUGUUACGGUGCUGGCAAAGCAGUAUAUGCGUAUCUCAAAGUAUGUGCCAAAGGACUAUGAGUUACACUCGGCUACCAGACCUUACAAUAUAUUGAAAAAUGCUUCCGAGGAUGUUCUACCUAUUGAGAGAUCCAGAGUGAAGCUGUUGCCCAAACCUGGUGUUGAUGGCUCGGAUUACAUCAAUGGCUCGUUUUUACAGGGUUACAGAAGCAACCAGGAGUACAUUGUCACCCAGCAUCCUUUGCAGCAUACAGCCGUUGAUUUCUGGCGAAUGAUCUGGGAUCACAACUCGCAAACUAUUGUUAGUUUGAUAUCGUCUGAGGAUUUGGAGAAAGGGAAAUUAGCCAUUUAUUGGCCGACACCUGAAAAGAAAGACUUAGAUUGUGUUAAUUUCACGGUUACGCUAAGCAAAGAGGAACACCAUCUUAAUAUGAUUACAAGGGAUUAUAUUAUCCAGUCUAAUCAGGACGAUUACAUAAUGGAAGUACGUCAAUUUCAGUGCGGUUAUUGGCCAGAUAGUUGUGCGCCACCAGAGACCAUAUUUGAAUUGAUUACAACCGUACAAAGAUGGAAACAACAAUUUGAAGGUCCUGUUACUGUGCAUGACAAGUUUGGUUCCACUACCGCUGUGACAUUCUGUGCAUUGUCCACCUUACUCCAACAGUUGAAACACGAAGACAGUAUUGAUGUAUACAGUAUUAUGCUUCUCUACAAUUUACGCAGACCUGGGUGUUUUCUAACCAAGGACAAGUUUGAAUUCCUCUAUACUGCAAUGAAAGCUGCUGUGGAAUUACGCCAAAAAGAACGUAAAGUAGGAGCUCGAAACCAGUUGCCAUCUAACUCAACGCAGCCCAAACGACACAGCCACCAAGCCGGUAGAAGUAUCCGGCGAGCACUGUCCCUCUCCGAUGCUCACAACCCUUCCUCUCCUAAAUGCAAUAUGUCUCGAUCAGUGUCUCUCCACACGGACAAAGAGACGAACAGCCCCACUGUGAGUUUUCGAAAGAAGAAAGUCAAGAGUAACUCUCAUCAGCAAGAUAUUGCCGAGGAAUAUUGUGACAUCAAUCUGGGUAAUUCAGUACCUACACAAAUAGUUGAUUGGAAAGUGCCUACAGGUCGAGGGAAAUCGUCAAAUAACAAUCGAUCACCAUCAGACUAUAGAGAAUCAGGAUUUGAAGAUGACGAAGUGUUUGUUUAUAGCAAAGUGUGAUUCGCUGGCAUGAUUUCAUGUGGACCCCGAAACUAUACAUCUACUCUAUAUCGGCUGCAUAUGCUAAGUGACAAUCUGUGUAUAUUGUAUCUGUACAUAGCCUUUGACUUCAUGAGUUUAUUUGGAAACUUUUUCUGACAUUUUUC
This is a messenger RNA of Saccoglossus kowalevskii, 3926 nucleotides long. Its product is annotated as putative receptor-type tyrosine-protein phosphatase mosPTP-1. Gene Ontology annotation, molecular function: protein binding; protein tyrosine phosphatase activity. Gene Ontology annotation, biological process: protein dephosphorylation. Lineage: Eukaryota; Metazoa; Hemichordata; Enteropneusta; Harrimaniidae. The record is from RefSeq and is a predicted model, not a curated record.